AUGAUUCUCUACAACCAAUCAGAUCGUGUUAUUCCUGGUGUAAUAGCCAAUGGCAUCACACCAUCUAGCGUGUCCAGUUGGAAGGAUGUAAGCCAAUCAGAUCGUGCAGAAGUAGGUGCUUUAGGUGACUCAGGCAGGACUCAGAAAAUUGACGACCUGCUGUUCCAAAUCCUGAUGGACUCGUCCUUCGAGCCGAGUUCUCUCCUCCAAAUGCCGGACUUCAGCCUGGGGCCCUUCCCUCCACCGCCCAUCCCCCCUCCUCCACCGCCCACCUCGGUUCUGAAGAGGCUGAGGCCGUCGGGUGAAGUCGGACCUGAUCGGGAAUCUCCGGAGGAGCCCGACGGAGAACAUGUCACGCCGACUUCAACGCCGACGACAGUUACCGGAGUGUUUAAGCCAAAGCCGGAUGGUACCUGUGAGGUCACGUGCCCGUCGUCCCCAGGCCCACCCGGUCCACCUGGUCCGCCCGGCUACCCUGGGCCGAAGGGAGACCCGGGAUCAGGCUUAUCAGGCGGAAUUAAGGGAGAGAGAGGACAGAAAGGCGAGAGAGGCUUACCUGGUGUUAUAGGACCAAAGGGAGACAAGGGGUCCAUUGGAAUGAAAGGAGAUAAGGGAGACCCUGGCAUUCCUGGAUCGCCUGGUGAAAAAGGUGCAAGGGGGAUGUUAGGUUUUCCGGGGCCUCCUGGCGGCGAAAAGGGAGACAGAGGACUAUCCGGACCCCCAGGUGGCCCUGGGCAGCCGGGAAUACCUGGUGUGUCAGGCAGGAGGGGCAAAAAGGGUGACCGGGGGUUCCCGGGACCAGUGGGUCCCAGGGGUUCUCCUGGGCCGGCCGGAGUGCCGGGUAAACCGGGGUCCAACGGAGUGGCCGGGCCGGCUGGAGGUAAGAAAGGCGACAAGGGUACGCGGGGACCCCAGGGACCGCCAGGCCAGUGUAACUGUAUAAACGGGCUGCAGAACCCAUCAACGGCCAUGAUGAGCAUCCAGUGGGUUGCUGAUGAAAAAGAGAUGAACAGAAUUUCUCAGGAGGGGAUGAUCGUGUACAGAGGAGACAUCAAGCGGCUCUAUCUGCGUGACGACGUGAAGUGGCGUCCCGUACGGACGUCCUACUGUGGAGACGGGAUUGUGGAUGACGAGGCCGGGGAGGAAUGUGAUGAUGGGAACCAGAUCAGCACGGACAGCUGCAUCGGUUGUAAGCGGUCGUUCUGUGGGGACGGUAACCGUCAGGCGGCGAUAGAGGAGUGCGACAUGGAAGACUUCGGUGGUCUCACCUGCGAGUCUUACCUACCCGGGUCUCUGGGAAUUCUACUGUGCAACAGUCGGUGCAAAAUCGACUCCAGCAACUGUUUUUAUCCGAGAGGAUAGUUUGGAUCGUCAAAAGGCUAAUAAUGUUUCGUACACUACGUGGAUUACGCGAGAAGAAAACGCGCAGUCGUGUUUCGUCGAAUUUCGGGAUGUCAAAUUACCUUGCUGGAAGACCCUCAGACUCCACAUGGAUUACGCGGGAAGGAAAGGGAAGAAAACGUGUGGUUGUUGUUUUCGGUUGAAUUUCGUGAUGUCAAAUUACACUGUUGGACUUGUUUGUGGAAAGAUAUACGUUGUGUUCUGGACCGAUACACUAUCUAUAAAAGACAGCCAAAAGGCUGAUUUUUUUUUCUAACCCUAAGGAGAAAAGACACAGACUCAUUUGCAAACGGGCUCUGUUAUAGAACAUUUAUGUAGUGUAUAUUCUUAUAAUGUACUGUCAAAGUUAUAUUAUCACAAAGUUCUGAAAGGAUAUGUACAAUAUAGCAACUACAGAAAUUGUCUCACAACGUACUGGCACUUCGAUUCCAUAUUGGUAGCAGCUUUGAGGGCUUAAUCUUAAAUCUAAAGUUUGGACUUACGACAUAAAGGUUUCUCAUCACAAACAUUACGCGGUAUACGUACUCGUACCAUUGAUAACAACCAGGGUACCAAACAUUUGUGUACGAAACAUACUAAUUAUUAUGUCCUUAAAAUUUUGAAAAGAUAUUCACGUAUAUCAUUGUUAAGCUCAUGAGAUUACAAUACUAAGUAUUACGAUACUUCAAUAAGUUGCAACUUUUUGAAAUGGACUGUCAGAAGGCCUAGGGUCUCUUACAAACAAAAGCAACACAACACAACAUGAUACUAGUAUAUAAACCGAUACUAAGAAAUAUCCAGUACUACCCGCGUAAUGAAGAUACUAUAUUUAAGGUUAAAGGAGUUCUUAUUAAUUACUCAUUUCACUAUAUUUUGAGCAGUUACCCUGGU
This is a messenger RNA of Branchiostoma belcheri (Belcher's lancelet), 2271 nucleotides long. Its product is annotated as acetylcholinesterase collagenic tail peptide-like. The record is from RefSeq and is a predicted model, not a curated record. The transcript is spliced from 15 exons. NCBI's taxonomy places the organism in Eukaryota, Metazoa, Chordata, Leptocardii, Amphioxiformes, Branchiostomatidae. The coding region runs from base 1 to 1362 and encodes 453 amino acids.